This is a messenger RNA of Racocetra fulgida, 253 nucleotides long. The record is from the annotation of a GenBank genome assembly. NCBI's taxonomy places the organism in Eukaryota, Fungi, Glomeromycota, Glomeromycetes, Diversisporales, Gigasporaceae.
AAUUGAUGAAGAUAUUGCAAGUAUCUAUUUUGUGGAUAAUCAAGGUGUACAAGUGCCCCCUCCACCAAACUCCGUUCUCAGGAAUACAACAACUAAUCGUAAUGUUCUGUAUCGUCGUAAUGAAUUUCUUAUUUCGUGGAUUUGCAACUACUCUUUUCUCCAAAAUGGUUCGGAAAUUUUUAGAUUGGAGAGACAAAAACAACAAGCGAUAAGUGGAAAUUCGGAUCUUAGGAUGAGUUUAAUCGAGCAGUAG